AUGCGAAUAGCCUUGCCCAUCCUAGCUGCCUUUGCCGUCGUCACAGCCUUUCCCAUUCCUGACCGGAAAGUAGUCGACCUAGAAGACGACUCCGAUCUGGACUGGCGUUUCGAAGACGAGGACGUUGAAAUGUUUUCUGUGGAAUAUUUAAAGUCAUUUGAUCAGCCUUCCCUAAAGUUGCAAGUUUCCAAUAAUUCACCCAAGGUGCAAGAGUACGAAUAUAAUUGGAAUGACGAUGCAGACUUCAAUAACGAUAAGGAAGAAUAUGUCAGGAUAGCUAAAACGAUUAUGAAUGAAGUCGACGACGACCUUGCCUUCUGGUCACCAGAGUCAGAUACAUCGCUCAUGAAUGAUGACGACCUUGACUUUGCGAACGACGACAAUAUCAUUGCACUGCUUCUUUCCUCCGCUGAUCCAGACUACAAUUUGAUUGAAGCUGCCAUCAUCAUGCGCAAGGAAGUCAACCGAGCAGAUAAGCAGCGUCUUUGGCAAAAAAACCAGCGAUCGCUAGAUGAUGAGGAUAAUUACCAAGAUAUUCAUUCCGAUACCUAA
Molecule: messenger RNA, 552 nt
Organism: Umbelopsis ramanniana AG
Lineage: Eukaryota; Fungi; Mucoromycota; Umbelopsidomycetes; Umbelopsidales; Umbelopsidaceae
Exons: 1
Coding region: 1-552 (183 amino acids)
Source: RefSeq, a predicted model, not a curated record